Molecule: messenger RNA, 5224 nt
Organism: Gekko japonicus
Lineage: Eukaryota; Metazoa; Chordata; Lepidosauria; Squamata; Gekkonidae
Gene: MAP3K4
Product: mitogen-activated protein kinase kinase kinase 4
Exons: 26
Coding region: 169-4755 (1528 amino acids)
Biological process (GO): MAPK cascade; protein phosphorylation
Molecular function (GO): protein kinase activity; ATP binding
Source: RefSeq, a predicted model, not a curated record
AAGAUGGCGGCCGCAAGGCUGGCUCUGCGCGGCCGGGUUUCUGCAGCCGGGUAGCCGGUGACACUCGUUGGCCUCCGCUUCUGGACCUCCUCCGCGCCCCCGCGGUCUCGUCUCCGGCCAGGGCUGCAGAAAGGGUCCCACCGAUGCGAUGCCUGUCUCGGUGCAUGCAUGAGAGACGCCACAGUCGCCUCCUCCGCUGCUGCCAGAGCUAUGGAGGAGCCGGAGCGCAGCUCUUCGGCCAGCAGGCAAGAGUGCAAGUCAGAAGAUGUCACUUGCAGAAUCUCCGAAUCUGAUUCUGAGGAGUUAUCCGAUGAAGCAAAUGCUGAACCUUUCUAUGGAACUUCUCCUCCUAGCACACCACGGCAGAUGAAACGCAUGUCAACAAAGCACCUGAAAAAUAAUGUUGGGAGACCUACUAGCCGUUCCACUUUGAAAGAGAAGAUGACCUCAUCAAACCAGCUGUCUAACAAGGACAACAUCAAAACCACGGAGAACACAGAAGAGCACAGCUAUAAGCAGGGGAAAAAGACCCGAGCCACCCUAAGGACAACAGAACGGGAUCACAAGAAAAAUGUACAGUGCUCAUUCAUGUUGGACUCGGUUGGUGGGUCCUUGCCAAAAAAACCGAUUCCAGAUGUUGAUCUCAAUAAGCCUUACCUCAGCCUUGGCUGCAGCAAUGCGAAGCCUCCAGUAUCUGUACCUGUGCCUAUAGCCAAAACCACACGUCAGACUUCUCGUACUGAUUACCCUGCAGACCGUUUAAAGUUCUUUGAAACCCUACGGCUUUUGUUAAAGCUUACCUCAGUUUCCAAGAAAAAGGACAAGGAACAGAAAGGGCAGGAAAGCACCUCCGCUGUUGAGUUAAACCGAUCCAAUGAACUAAUCUGGCUUGAGCUUCAGGCUUGGCAUGCAGGCCGGAGUAUUAAUGACCAAGACUUCUAUUUAUAUACAGCCCGCCAAGCCAUCCCAGAUAUUGUCAAUGAAAUUCUUACUUUCAAGGUGAACUAUGGGAACCUCUCCUGUGUAGGGAAUAGAGCUAGUCUUAAUGGUACAUCAGGAGGACAGUGUAAAGCAGCCCACGGUGCAAGUGCUGUGAGCUAUGCAAGCUACCAUGAACACCUCCAUCACCAGCGAGUGUCGUUUGAGCAGGUAAAGCGGAUAAUGGAGCUGCUAGAAUAUGUAGAAGCACUUUAUCCAUCUCUGAAGGCCCUUCAAAGUGAUUAUGAAAAGUAUGCUGCAAAGGAUUUUCAGGACAGGGUGCAGGCACUCUGUCUCUGGUUAAAUAUUACAAAAGACUUAAACCAGAAGUUAAGGAUUAUGGGGACUGUUUUGGGGAUCAAGGAUCUCUCUGACAUUGGCUGGCCAGUGUUUGAAAUCCCUUCUCCACGCUCAUUCAGGGACAAUGAUCCAGAGGAUGAUAGGGAAACCUCGGGGACAUGCACAGAGGAAAGUGAAGAUGAAGAACAAAUCUCUGAAGAGAAUGUGGAGGAACUCAGACAAGCCAUCCAGAAUAAUUUUACCAAUAAGCCAAAUUUUGACUUUCGGGCACAAGACCAUUUGUCGAGGAAACUUGACAGGCUUGAAUCUGAGGAUGACUCAACUGGCUGGGUUGUUAUGGAGUGCAGUGGUGAGGCAGGCUGCAGCAGACACUGUUUGACCUCUAUUUAUAGACCAUUUGUAGAUAAAGCACUGAAACAAAUGGGCUUGCGAAAGCUAAUUUUAAGACUGCACAAGUUAAUGCAUGGUUCCUUGCAAAGGGCUCGAAUGGCAUUGAUAAAGAAUGAUCAGCAGUUGGAGUUUUCAGAGUACCCUGAUCCCAUUUUAUGUUCAGAUUACGUGCAGUUGUCAAAUUCUCCGUCUUCUUCAGAUCAAAAAUGCAGUACUGUGUCAUGGGAAGAGCUGAAAUCAAUGGAUUUACCAUCUUUUGAACCUGCAUUUCUAGUUCUUUGCCGUGUCCUUCUCAAUGUCAUCCAUGAGUGUCUCAAAUUAAGGUUGGAACAGCAGCCUGCUGGAGAGCCAUCUCUCUUGAGUAUUAAGCAGCUAGUGAGAGAGUGUAAAGAGGUUCUGAAAGGUGGCCUGCUAAUGAAGCAAUAUUAUCAGUUUAUGUUACGCGAGGUGUUAGAUGAUUUACAGAAGAACAACCUCAACAUUGAUUCUUUCGAGGAAGACCUGCAUAAGAUGUUAAUGGUUUACUUUGAUUAUAUGCGAAGCUGGAUCCAAAUGCUACAGCAGUUACCUCAAGCAUCUCAUAGUUUGAAAAAUCUCUUGGAAGAAGAAUGGAAUUUCACCAAAGAAAUAACUCCUUACAUAAGAGGAGGUGAAGCUCAAGCUGGAAAACUAUUCUGGAGGUCUGUUAUAGAGAUCAGCCGGGCACUGAAAGAGCUGUUUCAUGAAGCUAGAGAAAGAGCCUCCAAGGCUCUUGGCUUUGCCAAGAGGUUAAGGAAGGACCUUGAAAUAGCAGCAGAGUUCACAUUGUCUGCUUCAGUGCGUGAGAUCCUCGGUGCCCUGAAAACACAACAGUAUAUGAAGGUACAAAUCCCUGGGCUUGAAAAUGUACAGAUCUUUGUGCAAGAAAGUCUUUCAGGAGAGAAGUCUAUUAUCUUGCAACUGCUUAAUGCCGCUGCAGGAAAAGACUGUUCAAAAGACUCGGAUGAAGUUGCAGGCGAACCCUUCUUGCUGAUGACUAAAUACAGUGAUAAAGAUCAUGAAGGAGACGACAGCUGGAGCACAUGGGAAGGACAGCUUGUCAAACUAAUGCCUCAGGUGGAAACGAUUGAUACACUGAAAAAUAUGCAGAUUGACAACCUCCUCCUUGUAGUCAUGCAGCCUGUUCAUCUUGUGAACCAGAGAAAAAAUUUCCAACAGUCCCUUGAAGGAUUGGUCUCUUUACAUCAGGAGCAAACAUCCAGCCAGCCGGUUGUUGCCAAAGCAUUGCAGCAGUUGAAGAGUGAUGCUUUGCAGCUGUGCAAUAAGAUAAGCGGUGCAAUUGACAGAGUUGAUCGCAUGUUCACAUCUGAAUUUGAUGCUGAAGUGGAUGAGUCAGAAUCUGCCACAUUGCAGCAAUAUUAUCGGGAAGCCAUGAUUCAGUGUUACAAUUUUGGUUUUGAGUACCAUAAAGAAGUCAUUCGUCUGAUGUCUGGAGAAUUCAGACAGAAAAUUGGAGACCAGUAUAUCAGUUUUGCAAGAAAGUGGAUGAAUUAUGUGCUUACUAAAUGUGAGAGUGGUCGAGGCACCAGACCAAGGUGGGCAACACAAGGUUUUGAUUUUCUUCAAGCCAUCGAGCCAGCUUUUAUUUCAGCUCUGCCUGAAGAUGACUUCUUGAGUUUACAGGCUUUGAUGAAUGAAUGUAUUGGCCAUGUAAUCGGAAAGCCUCACAGUCCUGUUACAGCUAUUCAUCGGAAUAGUCCUCGUCCUGUGAAAGUACCACGAUGCCAUAGUGAUCCCCCAAAUCCUCAUCUCAUCAUCCCAACGCCUGAUGGGUUCAGCACAAGGAGUGUCCCAUGUGAUGUACGGAACCAUUGCAACGCUGCUCUUAGUCGCCCCGCUCCCGUCGGUGGUGACUCAACUCAGCCAAAACCUGUCAGCAGUGCAAAUGAUAUCAGAGGUUCCAGUGUCCCCGAAAACGAUCGACUGGCUUCAAUUGCUGCUGAGCUGCAGUUUAGGUCUUUGAGCCGCCACUCCAGUCCCACCGAGGAACGUGAAGAGCCGUCUUAUCCUAAAGGAGAUUCUAGUGGGUCAACCCGAAGAAGUUGGGAGCUUCGAACUCUCAUCAGUCAGACCAAAGACUCUGCCUCCAGGCAGGGGCCCAUGGAAGCAGUUCAGAAAUCAAUUCAACUAUUUGAAGAAAAAAGGUACCGAGAAAUGAGGCGGAAAAAUAUCAUUGGCCAAGUUUGUGACACCCCCAAAUCUUACGAUAAUGUCAUGCACGUAGGCUUAAGAAAGGUGACUUUUAAGUGGCAAAGAGGAAACAAAAUUGGAGAAGGUCAGUAUGGGAAAGUGUAUACCUGUAUCAGUGUUGACACUGGUGAAUUGAUGGCUAUGAAAGAAAUAAGGUUUCAACCAAAUGAUCACAAAACGAUCAAAGAAACUGCAGAUGAGUUGAAAAUCUUUGAAGGCAUUAAACACCCUAACCUGGUUCGGUAUUUUGGUGUGGAGCUCCACAGGGAAGAAAUGUACAUAUUCAUGGAAUACUGUGAUGAGGGAACUCUGGAAGAGGUGUCAAGGCUUGGUCUCCAGGAACACGUCAUUAGGCUCUACACAAAGCAGAUCACAACAGCCAUCAAUGUUCUGCACGAACAUGGUAUAGUUCAUCGAGAUAUCAAAGGAGCAAACAUCUUCCUUACUUCAUCUGGGUUGAUUAAGUUGGGAGACUUUGGCUGCUCAGUAAAGCUAAAGAAUAACACACAGACCAUGCCUGGUGAAGUGAACAGUACUUUGGGGACUGCAGCAUACAUGGCUCCUGAAGUAAUCACUAGAGCGAAAGGAGAGGGCCAUGGACGUGCAGCAGACAUCUGGAGCCUGGGCUGUGUCGUGAUUGAGAUGGUCACUGGUAAGAGGCCCUGGCAUGAGUAUGAACACAACUUCCAGAUCAUGUAUAGGGUAGGAAUGGGUCAUAAACCUCCCAUACCAGAAAGGAUAAGCCCUGAAGGAAAAGACUUCCUUUCUCACUGCCUGGAGAGUGAUCCAAAGAUGAGAUGGACAGCUAGCCAGCUCCUCGAUCAUUCAUUUGUCAAGGUGUGCACAGAUGAAGAAUGAAGGUAUACACAUGUAGCCUCCUGUACUCUGGUGAAGUAUCCUUUAAUCACUACUGUAUGUAAUAUUUACAUAAAGACUGUGCUGAGAAAUGGUAUGAAGCUCCAAACCUACCGUGACUCAAGACUGCACAAGUGACCGGUGUCACUUCUCCUGCUGCUCUCGAACAUUUUCCUUGGCACGUGUUGCUCCUGUGACGGCACCUGCGAGUUUAAAGAAGCUGCAUGUUUCAGUGAAAGUGCCAUUACUACUGUAUAAUGGACCAUGACCCUAUUUUUGUUCCUCCUUCUCAGUUUCUCAUAUGAUUGAGUACUGUCAUGUUAAUAUGUAGUAUUUUUGAACUUUCUAGGUUCGAAAAACAACAACAAAGGUUAGUGUUAUAUCAGGCAUUCUGGACCUUAUUUUUAAUCUCCUGUUUGUUGAGUGCACUGACUGUGAACUUCUACCUUAUUUUUUGUUCUUUUUUUUAUUG